Messenger RNA from Culicoides brevitarsis, 1971 nucleotides. Its product is annotated as glucose dehydrogenase [FAD, quinone]. The record is from RefSeq and is a predicted model, not a curated record. Gene Ontology annotation, molecular function: oxidoreductase activity, acting on CH-OH group of donors; flavin adenine dinucleotide binding. Bases 1 to 1971 code for a protein of 656 amino acids. The transcript is spliced from 2 exons. NCBI's taxonomy places the organism in Eukaryota, Metazoa, Arthropoda, Insecta, Diptera, Ceratopogonidae.
AUGUUUUUGGCUGAACGUCUCUUACACACAAACAUAAUAAGUGAAAUGGAAUCGGCAAUUGGGGCUGCUGCUUCGGCAGCCAGUAGCAUAGGUUGGUUCGUGCCAAUGCUCGUUGCUGCAAUCGCGUACUUUCAAUACGAAGACAUCAUCGAUGCCGACGCGAAACUCAUAAAUAUCGAAUCGGACAUGUUAUUUGCGGAAUAUGACUUUAUCGUAGUUGGUGCGGGCUCCGCAGGUGCUGUUGUUGCCUCACGUCUCUCUGAAAAUGAAAAUUGGAAAGUUUUAUUGCUCGAAGCGGGCGGCGACGAAACGGAAAUUAGCGAUGUACCUUUGAUGGCGGGAUAUUUGCAACUCAGCAAGCUGGAUUGGAAGUACAAAACGGAACCAACGGGCAAGGCAUGUCUCGCCAUGAAGGGUGGGCGUUGCAAUUGGCCACGAGGAAAAGUCAUGGGAGGUAGCAGUGUCUUGAAUUACAUGUUGUACUUGCGUGGCAACAAGAAGGAUUACGAUAAUUGGGAAGCUUUGGGCAAUCCCGGAUGGAGUUAUCAAGAUAUUUUGUAUUAUUUCAAGAAAAGUGAGGAUCAGCAGAACCCCUAUUUAGCUGAAAGUCCCUAUCAUGGCACUGGAGGACCCUUAACUGUUGGAGAAGCACCGUACCAUACCCCAUUAGCAGCUGCUUUCGUCGAAGCUGGUGUCGAAUUGGGAUACGAUAACCGCGAUUUAAAUGGCGAAAAGCAAACUGGCUUCAUGGUAGCUCAGGGAACUGUUCGUAAAGGUAGUCGCUGUAGUACUUCCAAAGCUUUUCUUCGUCCUGCACGAUUGAGACCGAAUUUACACAUCGCCAUGCAUGCUCACGUAACAAAAGUCUUAAUUGAUUCUCAAACAAAAACCGCAUUUGGUGUCGAAUUCGUUCGUGACAAAAGAAUUCAUUACGUUCGAGCGACAAAAGAAGUUAUACUCUCAGGCGGCUCGAUAAAUUCGCCUCAGCUAUUGAUGUUAUCUGGCGUUGGACCACGUGACGAGCUCGCGAAACACCGAAUCCCGGUAAUAAGUGACUUGGCUGUCGGUGAAAACCUUCAGGAUCACAUCGCGUUGGGCGGAUUGACGUUUAUGGUGAACAAACCGGUGUCUGUUGUUGAAAAACGUUUCCAUACGAUGUCAACAGUGCUUGAAUAUGCGAUUUUUGGACAAGGACCGCUGACGAUAAUGGGCGGCGUGGAAGGUUUAGCCUUUGUGAAUACGAAAUUCGUUAAUGCCUCACAAGAUUUCCCCGAUAUUGAGUUUCAUUUUGUCUCGGGAUCGACAAAUUCUGACGGAGGAAAUCAAUUGAAGAAGGCUCAUGGCUUGAAGGAGUCUUUUUAUCAAGCAGUUUUCGAGCCAAUUAGUAACAAAGACUCUUAUUCGAUAUUUCCCAUGUUACUGCGUCCCAAAAGUAUUGGAUCCAUCAAGUUACGAAGCGCAAAUCCCUUCGACUAUCCAUAUAUCUAUCCAAAUUACUUCGCCGACGAUCACGAUAUCAAAACUCUGAUCGAAGGAACAAAAAUCGCAAUUGCUCUUUCGCGCACAAAAUCCAUGCAACGCUUCGGCAGCGAGUUAAAUACCAAUAAAUUCCCCGAUUGCGCUCAUUUGCCGAUGUACAGCGAUGCCUAUUGGGAAUGCAUGAUUCGUUAUUACUCGGCGACGAUCUAUCAUCCGGUCGGAACGUGCAAAAUGGGUCCGUAUUGGGACCAAAAAGCUGUCGUCGAUCCCCAAUUACGGGUUUAUGGCGUGCAUCGUUUGCGUGUCAUCGAUGCCAGUAUCAUGCCAGAAAUGGUGAGUGCGAACACGAAUGCGCCCGUUAUCAUGAUCGCCGAAAAGGGAGCCGACAUGAUCAAAGAACACUGGAGCGAGAACCGGAUAAAUCGCUUUAAAAGACUUUAUCGAGGACGAAGGAGUUACGAAGAGACACAAAACAGCACUGUUAGCUUGUAA